Molecule: messenger RNA, 357 nt
Organism: Drosophila hydei
Lineage: Eukaryota; Metazoa; Arthropoda; Insecta; Diptera; Drosophilidae
Product: male accessory gland serine protease inhibitor-like
Exons: 2
Coding region: 53-301 (82 amino acids)
Molecular function (GO): serine-type endopeptidase inhibitor activity
Source: RefSeq, a predicted model, not a curated record
CAGUUCUCAAUUAAGUUAGUUGCUCUAUAGAAGCUCUAAAAAACUAUACAAAAUGAAAUUCGCAGCAGUACUUUGCGUGUUCCUCGCUCUCUUUGGGCUGUCUGUUGCUGUGAAGGAUGAAAUAUGUGGGCUGCCGCCAGCAGUGGAUGGCAACGGGCUGAUCAAGUGUGCCGCCUUCGUGCCCAGCUGGAGCUACUUCCCUGAGGACAAUUCAUGCAAGAAAUUUACCUUCGGAGGCUGUGGCGGCAACGCUAAUCGUUUCGGAACUCAGCAAGAGUGCGAAUCCAAGUGCAAGGAGUAGCCUUACAUAAAAUAAACUUGAUGAUCUGAAUAAAUCAAAUUGUUGUAUCAAAUUAA